Molecule: messenger RNA, 1593 nt
Organism: Grosmannia clavigera kw1407
Lineage: Eukaryota; Fungi; Ascomycota; Sordariomycetes; Ophiostomatales; Ophiostomataceae
Product: mate efflux family protein
Exons: 2
Coding region: 1-1593 (530 amino acids)
Biological process (GO): xenobiotic detoxification by transmembrane export across the plasma membrane
Cellular component (GO): membrane
Molecular function (GO): antiporter activity; xenobiotic transmembrane transporter activity
Source: RefSeq, a predicted model, not a curated record
AUGUCUGGAUCGAUCUCGCCGGGUGGCCUGACGCGGCCUGACGAGCGGAGCGCCCUGCUGCCCAAGGUCGCCUCGGCCGGUGCCUCGUCUGAGCGGCCGAGUGUGACCGGUGAUGGCUAUGGCUCGGAUGGUGACGACACGACGGCGGCAGCUUCGUCGGAUGAGACGACCGAGACGCCGUACCGGCUGUGGCUGGCCGAGAUCUGGCUGCUGACCAAGGCGUCGGUGCCGGUGAUCCUGGCCUACACGCUGCAGAACUCGCUGCAGACGGUGUCGGUCCUCAUGGCCGGUCGGCUCUCGCCCGAGGCGCUGGCCACGGCCGCCUUCUCGUACAUGUUCGCCAUGGCGACGGCCUGGCUCAUCGGACUUGGUGGCACGACCGCCCUGGACACGCUGGCUUCGAGCAGCUUCACCGGCUCGGCCAACAAGCACGACCUCGGCAUCCUGCUGCAGCGCGGGCUCGUCAUCCUGUCGGGCUUCUAUGCCAUCGUCUCUGUGCUCUGGUGGUUUUCCGAACCCGUCUUCCGUGCCCUCGGCCAGGAGGAGUUCAUCUGCGUCCAGAGCGCCAUGUUCCUGCGCUGCCUCAUUCCCGGCGGCCUCGGCUACAUCUGCUUCGAGGCCAUGAAGAAGUAUCUGCAGGCACAGGCCAUCUACAACCCCGGCACGUACGUGCUGCUCAUCACGUCGCCCCUGAACGCGCUGCUCAAUUACGUCUUCAUCUACGUGCUGGAUAUCGGCCUGUACGGAGCGCCGCUGGCGACCGGCAUCGCCUACUGGACGUCGUUCUUGCUGCUGGUGGCCUACGCCGUCUUUGUGCGCGGCCACGAGUGCUGGGGCGGCCUGGACCUGCGGCGGGCUCUGCACCCGGAGCACAUGCUCCCGUUUGCCCGCCUGGCCGUCCUCGGCAUUGUCCACGUCGGCACUGAGUGGUGGGCCUUUGAGAUCGUCGCGCUGGCCGCUGGACGUUUGGGCACCAUCCCACUGGCUGCCCAGAGUGUCAUUAUGACGGCCGACCAGAUCAUCAACACGGUGCCUUUUGGUCUCGGCGUCGCUGCUUCGGCUCGCAUUGGCAACCUGCUGGGCGCCCAUAAGCCGGCCGAGACCCGGCGUGCGGCCCAUUGUGCUGCCGUGCUCAGCACCAUUGCCGGUUCUCUCAUCUUGGUCAUCCUCAUGAGCGUGCGCCACGUGUUUGGCCGCCUCUUCAACGACGACCAGCGUGUCAUCGACCUCGUUUCCGCCGUCAUGCCCUAUGUCGCCCUCUUCCAGAUCGCCGACGGACUCAACGGCAGCUGCGGUGGCGUCCUGCGUGGUAUGGGCCGCCAGUGGGUCGGCGCUGCCGUCAAUCUCAUCAGCUACUACGGCGGUGCCCUACCCGGUGGCAUCUACCUCGCCUUCCACGGCUGGGGUCUCGGCGGCCUCUGGAUCGGCCAGUGUGUCGCCCUCUAUCUCGUCGGCGCCUUUGAGUGGGUCAUCGUCGGCCUGAGCGACUGGGACAAGGAGGUCGACCGCGCCAUGGACCGUCUGCGUGCCGGUGGUGUCGGUGUCUCUCUGACCGCCGAUGACGACGACAUUGACGAAGCUGCUACUGUCUAA